AUGAUUGAGUGGAAGGUUGAUGGUGGUGUUAUGGUGGAGGGAGAUGGCAGCCGUGAGGUGGUUAUGGAGGAGAAGAAAAACUUUGUUGAUGUUGUGAUUAUGAAAGAGAUGAGAAGUCUUGAGGAGGCUUCACCAUUAUUAGAGAGCUACAUUUCUGGAACUAUACCAAAGGCCGGUUUUCAUGCGCACGGGAACGACUACGAGCAUGGCUACUAUUUGGGCGAUGGUAUAUACCCGGAGUAUUCGAUUAUUGUUAAAACGUUUUCUGAAACGUUCGAUGAGAAAAUAAAGUAUUUUAAAAAAUUACAAGAGUCUUCAAGAAAGGAUAUCGAGAGGUGUUUUGGGGUUCUACAGCAACGAUGGCAUUUUAUCAGAAAUCCUUGUCGCAUGUGGCAUAAGGAUAGAAUACGAAUGACCUAUGCUUGCAUCAUUUUGCAUAAUAUGAUCAUUGAGGAUGAUGGAAGAGCGAUAUGCCAAAACUAUAUUCCGGAAGAUUUCGUCGAAGGUACCCAAGCAACAAUGGAAGAGAGACUCGCAAAUGCUCAAGUAUUGCGAUCUAAAGAAAUACAUAACACGUUGAAGGCGGAUUUGGUUGAGCAUGCUUGGGCGAUUCGCCCAAUUCGAUACAACAGUGACAACGAAGAAGAUUCCGAGGAAGAAGAGGUUGAGGAAUUUGAAGACGGGAACUUUGAAGACGUAGGUUUGGAUGCUGGAGAAAAAGAAGAGGAAGAAGGAGAGAACGAAAAUGAAGCCGAACAAUAA
Molecule: messenger RNA, 762 nt
Organism: Helianthus annuus (common sunflower)
Lineage: Eukaryota; Viridiplantae; Streptophyta; Magnoliopsida; Asterales; Asteraceae
Exons: 2
Coding region: 1-762 (253 amino acids)
Source: RefSeq, a predicted model, not a curated record